Molecule: messenger RNA, 1799 nt
Organism: Phialemonium atrogriseum
Lineage: Eukaryota; Fungi; Ascomycota; Sordariomycetes; Cephalothecales; Cephalothecaceae
Product: MFS general substrate transporter
Exons: 6
Coding region: 188-1708 (506 amino acids)
Biological process (GO): transmembrane transport
Cellular component (GO): plasma membrane
Molecular function (GO): transmembrane transporter activity
Source: RefSeq, a predicted model, not a curated record
UUGGGCUUGGCCGUUGGGGUGUGGGGUGGACUAGUUGGAGAUACCCUGUCUCAGAAGGAUCGUCAUUGAUUAGCUUGAGUCGGCACUUAGGGGUAUUGGAGUUGUGCUCCGCGUGUCUCUUCCAAUAAAUAACGGACGAUAGCCAUAUCUUGGGACGGAUCCUUUCGCCACUCUACCCCGGCUACUUAUGAAGGAUUCGGGCACUCCCCACGACAAGAUGGAGACUUCAGAGAAAACAGCGGCGGACCAUGCAGGCGUCGUCGAGUCUGCCCCGGAGCUGAAGUUGGACAAGCAUGGCCUACCGCUUGUCCCCCAGCCGUGCGAUCGAAAAGAUGACCCGCUGAACUGGUCCUUUGGACUCAAGCUCUCGGUCCUUCUCCAGGUCUCGUUCCUGGCCCUGCUCGGCCCCAUGUCCGCUGCAGUCAUCAACCCAGCUUUCGUGCCCCUCGGCCAAGCGUUCGGUAUCACUACGGUCGAGGCCUCAUAUGAGUUGACCAUAUACGUCAUCUUCGGCGGCGUCGGGCCCCUUCUGAUCGUCCCCCUCGCGAACACGUACGGGCGUCGACCGGUUUAUCUCGGUGGCAACCUCCUCGCGGCAGUUACAAACGUCGCGGCUGGCUACUGCUCAACCUGGUCGGGCAUUUUGGCGACGCGCGUGUUCAACGGUAUCGGGGCCGGUAGCACCGUCGCGAUUGGAGCAGCAACCAUCUGCGACCUGUACUUCCUCCACGAGAGAGGCCUUUACAUGGGAGUCUACACCUUCUUCUUGACGAACGGCCCGCAUAUUGCGCCCCUGAUUGGAGGCUUCAUUGCUCAGAACCUUGGCUGGAGAUGGUGUUUCAGGAUCCCGGCCUUCAUCCAACUGGCUGUAUUCGUUGUCAACCUCCUCUGUCUCCCCGAGACCCUCUACAGUCGCCGACCAGACUCGCCGGGUAAUGCUUCUCCCGAGAGCUCUCGCCUCGACCUUCUCCUCUUCCGCUCUAAACACCUUCCUCAGCGGAAGGUCCGUCCACGCGACUUCGCCCGGCCAUUCACCAUGCUACGGUAUAUCUGCGUCACGAUCCCCGCCAUCUACUACAUGACGUCUUUCGGAUAUGGCACGGUCAUCUUCGCGGCCACCGGCUCGGUCGUCUUCCGUGAACAUUACGGAUUCAACGUCGCGCAGACGGGCUUGAUCCUCAGUAUCCCGCUCCUCAUCGGAUGUCUCAUCGGCGAGGCAAACGCCGGCUGGUUCACGGACUGGCUGGUGUAUCAGCACUCCAGACGGAACGGAGGAAAGCGAAGUCCCGAGCCGCGGCUGGACGCACUAUGGCUUGCCUUGCUCCUCCCGAUCGGGACCAUCAUCCAGGGAGUCUGCAUCAGCCACGCAAAGACGACGAGCUGGGUCGGUAACGCGUUUGGCAUGGGCAUUUCGUGCCUGGGCUUGCAGGUGGCCACAACGGUGGUUUAUACGUAUUGCACUGAUUGUUACAAGCCGCAAAGCCCCGAAAUCUCUAGCGUCCUGAACCUCUUCCGGCAGGUCUUCAGCGCCCUCAUCUCCUUCUACGCUGUUCCAUUGGCGGAGAAGAUCGAGUUCCAAUACGCAUGGCUGGUUUUCUCCUUGAUCAACAUCGUCUUCCUGCUGCCAAUGGUGUGGUUGCGGCUCUACGGCGAGAGGAUUCGGUCGGCCAGUUGGCAGUUAGCCCCGAAUUACCACAAUGAUAUCUAGUCGUGGCGGCAGUAAUGGACAAGGGAAAGAAGUGGAUGAUGAAGAAGUAGACGAGGUAUAAUGAAAGGGAAUAUGGAAUCGAGAGGAAAAG